AUGGUCAGAGGUAGUGCACGAAUAAAAGCUGGUGGUAUCAAUAUAGCACAAGAUGGUCCACAAAUUAUUAAACCUUUAACAUUGAAUAUGAGUUUAUUUCAAUUUUUAACAAUUGGUUAUUUUGAAAAAGAUCUACUGACUUAUUGUGCUAAUCGUCUUACUGAAUAUUCAUGUAUAUAUUGGCUUGAUCCCACAAUGAAUGAAAAUAGUGAUUCAAUGGAAUUGAAUUCAAUGGUUACAACAACGACUACUACCUCAAUGGUAACACAAUUCACAAACUACUCAAAUUACUUUAUCAAUCAAACAUCCAUGGAAAAUAUAACAAAUUUAAAAACUAUUCAAUAUAUCAAUCAUAAUGAUACAUUAAAUGGAACAUUUAUUGAUCCAUUCCAUAUACACAAAUCAAUAAAAUCGAAUAACAUUGAAGGAUCAGCGACAUUCCAAAAUCAUUCAAUUACCGUCAUCUAUUUAUUCUUUAACAAAUUAAUCAUUCCAUUUAUUCUAUUUGGAUUAUUUUUAAAUUUUAUAUUAGUUAAUACAAUAUUAAAACUAUCUUAUAAACAAUUACCAUGGUUACUAUAUUUAUUUUAUAUUAUUAUAUUAGAUCAAUUUGAUCUAAUCAUUACUAUAAUUAAUUUUUCAAUCCAAUCAUAUUAUCAUAUACAUUUAUUAAUUAUAUUACAAUUUCUUGGACGUUUUUAUUGUCAAAUUAUACCAAUGUUAUAUAAUUUAUUAAAACAUUUACAUUCAUUAUUAUUUAUAAUUUGCGCCAUUGAAACAUUGAAAUUGAAUUUAAAUCCAGUUAAACUAUUGAAUGUAUCAUUAAAACAAACAAAACAAUCAAUACAAAAUAUUUUAAUAUUAAUUUUUGUUAUUAUUAUUAUAUUUAAUUGUCAAUUUAUAUGGACAUUUGAUUUAUCUAAAUUAGAUAGAUUAAUAUUACAUAAACAUUUAUUACAUAAUAUAUAUAAAUGUGAUUUUGCAUUAACAUGGUUAUUAAGUCCAAUAUAUUUAAAUUAUAUAUGGCCUAUAAUAGAUCAUAUAAUUGGUGAUUUAUUACCAUGUUUUAUAUGUUUAUUAAAUGGAAUUAUAAGUUACGCAUUAUAUCGAUUAAGAUUUAUGAAAUAUAAGAAAGAAAUCAAUAAUUGGUUAGAUACUAAUAAUAGUCAAGAUGAGAAAUUUGUAACCAUCUUCAUUGGUGAUAAUAAUAAUCAACAAAAAUGUAAUCAAAACAAUUAUUUAUUAUAUAUUAAAUGGAUUAUGAAAAUUAGUAAAGUAUUUAAUUCACUUUGUUUUAUUCAUGGAAUAUUUUUGAUACCACGAUGUUUAUAUUAUUUAAUGAAAUAUUUCUUUUUUAUAAGUAGAAUAACAACUCGUAACAAUGUACAUAGUCAUGAACUAAACGACUUUCAAAGUCAAACAGAUCAAGGUCUAUUGAACACCAUCAAUCAUAUUAUAGAAUUAUUAAGACCUUAUGAAAUGUAUUUAGGUCAUUAUGAAUCUGCAUUAUGUUAUAUAAAUGUUAUUGAAAUACAUCUAAGAAUUAUUAUUCUAUUGCUUGGUCUAGAUGAAUUCAAAUCAGAUCUUUAUACAUAUCUAUCUAUAGUCUUUAAUUAUUUCAAACGAUUAUCAUUAUGUAAUCUAUAUGGAAGAAAGUUAAUUCUCCAAAAUUCUAGUCGACGGAUUCAAUCUAUGCGUAGAACUAUGAUUGAUUUACCUUUGGAUCAUAAAACCGCCAAUGAUGAUCCUAUUGAAAUGUCAAAAUAUUUACCCAAGAUCAAAUGUAAUUCUGAUAAUCUUAACAGUGAUGAUCAUUAUAAACAGAAGAAAACAUCUUCAUUUAUAGAAUGUAACACUACAGUGAAUUCACAAACUUCUUUAAUUGCUGAUACUCAAUUGAAUUAUACUACUUAUAAUGAUAAAUGUAUUGAACCUGAUAUCACAAAAAUUGACAAAUUCAAAUCCAAUAUGAAUAUUCAUUCAAAAUAUGAUUGGUAUGAUUUUAAAAGGUAUAAAUCCAAUGAUGUUUCUAGUUCGGAAUCAUUUACAAGAAAAUAUCACAUAUUUUAUUUAUGA
Molecule: messenger RNA, 2076 nt
Organism: Schistosoma rodhaini
Lineage: Eukaryota; Metazoa; Platyhelminthes; Trematoda; Strigeidida; Schistosomatidae
Source: the annotation of a GenBank genome assembly